AACCGUCCCGUCAUACCUCGCGUGGCCAACGGCUCUCUCCGCUCAGCUCCUCAUUGAAUCGCCGUCCUCCGCCUGUUAGCUCGGUUUACUGACUUUAUUUGGAGCAAACCAGGUCGGAAUAGCUUCGUUAAACACCUGUUACCUGGCGCACACUUCCCCUGCCUGGUUUUUGUCUGACUGCGGCGGUGGGGCGUGCUUUUUCCUGGGCUCGCUGGCUGGGUUUGGUCGGGGAGGCAGGGGGAAGUGCGGAGCUGGUCCCGAGUGGUGAUGGAGCUGGAGUCGGCCAGUAACAGAGGCGAACUGGGAGCUAUGGGGGACUCGCUGCAGCCACAGACUCCCAGCAGGCACGAAAAGAGCCUGGGACUGCUCACCACCAAGUUUGUGACUUUAUUACAGGAGGCGAAGGACGGAGUGCUGGAUCUGAAGGCGGCUGCAGACACCUUGGCAGUGCGGCAGAAACGACGCAUCUACGAUAUCACUAAUGUAUUGGAGGGAAUUGGACUAAUUGAGAAGAAGUCCAAGAACAGCAUCCAAUGGAAGGGUGUAGGUCCAGGAUGUAACACCAGAGAGAUCGGGGAUAAGCUAAUUGAUCUGAAGGCUGAGCUAGAUGACCUGGCUCUCAGGGAAAACGAGCUGGACCAGCAGAAAGUCUGGGUCCAACAGAGCAUCAAGAAUGUCACAGACGACUCUAACAACAGCCCUAUGGCAUAUAUAAAACAUGAAGACCUCUGUGGAGCUUUCAAAGGUGACACACUCCUAGCAAUCCGUGCUCCAGUUGGCACACAACUAGAAGUCCCCAUACCAGAAUCUGUCCUCAAUGGACAGAGGAAGUACCAGAUCCGUCUCAAGAGUUCAUCUGGCCCCAUCGAGGUCUUGCUGGUCAAUAAGGACCCGUCCAGUGCCUCUCCUGUUGUGUUGCCUGUCCCUCCUCCAGAUGACAUCCUUCAAAACCUCCCAGCACCGACAGCUACCUCUCAGCCGCCCACUGCUGCCUCCCAGGUCUCCAAAGCAGCUCCAGCAAUGUCUAUAAAACCUGUUCCUGUCACAACGCUAGCAGCCAACCAGACGGCCUCAGUGACAGAAGUGAUGAGCUCCACCCCUCUCACCCUGACAACAGAUUCACCUGCAGCAGUUACUCAGCAGCUCCAGUCUUCUGCCUCGUUGGACGGAUCUGCGUCUUUGGCCUCUGCAGUAUUUGAACCAAUUAAAUCAGAUCCCUCUGAAUUGCUGGACUUUCCCAAAGAGCUCUCUGAUAUGUUUGAUCCAACAAAAGAGAUCAUGAGUGGAGACCUUCUGGAGGACUUGAUGUCAUCAGAAGUUUUCUCGCCUCUCCUCCGUCUGUCCCCGCCACCCAGCGACCAUGACUACAUUUACAACCUGGAUGAGACGGAAGGCCUCUGUGACCUCUUUGAUGUCCCCAUUCUGAACAUCUGACCCCUGAGCUGGUUGUCCGCGUGGGGAAACAGUUUCCCCAAACAUGCUAAUCUACCUUCAUUCUGUCAAAGUGUGUCCCCAGCCCAACUCACAGUGGAGGUGAAGAGGUACCAGAAAGGUGAUUAUAAUCUGAUGCGUUCAAGGACCCUCUGCUCCAGCUGAGCUCAGUCAGACGGUAGCUCCAUGUACAGCCUCGCCAAGAAAUAAAGGCGAGAACAAAACAUUUUACUUAGUGCUUUUCCAAGGAAAGAGAGUCAAAACAAGUGACAAAUAAUUAUAUUUUUAGAUCCUGUAUGAUACAGCGUUAUGUUUGUGUAUCAGCUUUCUUGUGUGCUUGUGAGCGAAUGUGCAUUCUUUACGUGGGUGUGUUUGUGCGUCUGCGUGUGUGUGCUUGAGUUUUGUAUCGAACGCUCUCUGAACUUGAGUCGGAUGUCUCCAGGAGAAACAAAAAAAAGAGAAAUGCUUUUCCUAUCAGGUAAAGAGUCACGGCAGACUAACAGAGCAGCCUUUAUCAUGCGGCAGCUGCUCAUGCAUGGCUUGAAUGAGUCCAAACAGCUGGUUAAAUAUGCACUGUCCUCAUGUACAUAGAGAAUAUAUAUUUUGUAUUACCAGCACACCGUACUAUUGUGUGUAAUUGAACUACAUUUGUAACGCAGGCAAAGAAAUCAUUUGCAAAUAAACAAAGAUUCCAGACUCAAAUAAUCAUACUGUCAGUAUGAAGUGCUUUGUUUGGAAUAACAUGAAUUUGUCUUAAUUAAACCUUCCAUUGGUGUCACAGUGAGGAUCUCAAUGUUGAGUUAGUGAAGCCAAUAAACUUUGUGAUGUGGAGAGCCAAGGACCAAAACAAUGCAGGGGUUAUUGGAGAGGAAGUUUUAAUAUUCUCCCUAUUUACAUGAACACUUUUUAUGAAAAUAAAAUGUCUCAUCGAUGAUCUAACUGGUUCGUUAUUGGCACUUCUACACAGAAAAAAUGGGCUUGCUUUCGGUUUCAUUUUGCCUCUGGACUGUUGAACCGUGCAGAUUCUAUUGGCUCUGAUUAAUAUAUAACUUAACUGGAGGAUUCGCUUUCUAUCCCCUCUCCAAAUUUAUUCUGUGCUGAUUUGUCUUUCAAUGAUUAUGUAUGUGUAUGUAUACCAUUGUACUCGGUUCAUUUGUAUGGAAAAGGGCAUGUAUGUAUUUUUACUCAUUCAGUGAAUAUAGUCACCAUGUCAUGGAAAACGCUCCUGUUUUUUGCUUGUUUUUAUAUAUUUGGCACAGUUCCCUAUUCAGUAGUUUUCUUCCAAUGUUCUUUCUGUUUCUGGUAAAUGAAUUCUGCCUGCCACUCUAAAUUUAUUUCUUCAACUCCGAUCAUUCUCUCUGUGCAGGGGACAGGUGAGUAGCAGUUCAACGUCAUUUGUUACACGUCAAACUCAACAUUAUUCAAAUUUCUUCAUUGCUUUUUUUUGUGAUAAUGUCUUGUUUUGCCCUGGAAGAAGUGUAUGUAUGUACAGUAUGUACUGUUUAUAUCCCUCUCUACCGCUUGUAUAGAAUAGCAUUUAUUUUUUAUACCUGAUAGAUAUAUUAUUACCGCUACUAAUUUGGGGCUACACUUCAUUGUUUUUGGAAUUCACCCACAAAGCAUUCUGCUUCUUCAAAGAAUCCUGUCUCAUUGUUGCACUUUACAUCACUGUGGACAGAUCGGUUGCUGCUCAUCUCUCCUGGUCAGCAGCCAGUCUUUGUGUUGGAACAGUGUUGUGAACUUUCUUCAGUCGAGCAGCCAGAGAGUUCAACACUACUGGGUUGAAUGGGUCGAUUCUAAAGACUGUUUUUAACAGGCUCACCAUUGCUAAGCUGUAGUUGCAUCAAAUGAAACAAAAAUAAAAUCUUUGGUAUUCAUUGUGUA
Molecule: messenger RNA, 3315 nt
Organism: Centropristis striata (black sea bass)
Lineage: Eukaryota; Metazoa; Chordata; Actinopteri; Perciformes; Serranidae
Gene: e2f4
Product: E2F transcription factor 4
Exons: 11
Coding region: 268-1434 (388 amino acids)
Biological process (GO): regulation of transcription by RNA polymerase II
Cellular component (GO): RNA polymerase II transcription regulator complex
Molecular function (GO): DNA-binding transcription factor activity, RNA polymerase II-specific; protein dimerization activity; RNA polymerase II cis-regulatory region sequence-specific DNA binding
Source: RefSeq, a predicted model, not a curated record